UUAAUUAAAAAAAAAAGCCAAUCCAAACACAACCCGUUAAAUCAAACAAAGUUACAUAUACACCACCAACAUCCUCAACAAUCUACAUGCUCAGCUCACUUAAGUUCUCCAAAAACCCAUCAAAAUCUCCACCCCCUCAUCAUCUUCUCCACCUCCUAACCAAAACCCCAUCUCUAAAACUCACCAAACAAACCCACACUCAAUCUCCAACACUUUUCAACUCAAUGGACACCUAUUCAUACAACACAUUGAUCAACACGUACGCAAAACAUAAUCUUUAUCAUGAAUGUUUCACCCUUUUCAACAACAUGUGUCACAGUAUUCAUUCACCUGAUGAGUUCACAUUCUCGAUUCUUGCUAAUAUUUCCGGGGAUACAGGACACUUUUUCGCGGGAAAAUGGGUUCACGGGAAGUCCGUGAAACAUGGGUUUGUUGCAGCAGAUGUUGUGUUAACUAAUUCUUUGAUGUUAAUGUAUGGGAAAUGUGACAGAACAAAAGAUGCACGUAAACUGUUUGAUGAAAUGCCUCAAAGAAGUAUUGCUUCAUGGAAUAUAAUGUUGGGUAUGUAUGUUAAUGGGGAAUGCUCGUUUUCGGAUUCUGAAGUGUGGGAGUAUGUUAAGAGAAUGUUAAUGGAAGGGCGAAAGAUUAAUGAGUUUACGUUGUCGAAUCUGCUUCCGUUGUGUGGGAAGCGAUUCGGACGGUUUGAUUAUGGGAGGGAGCUUCAUUGGUACAUUGUUAGAAAGAUGAACCUUGAUGUCGAUUCGGGUGUUCACUUAAACUGCUGUUUGAUCGAUAUGUAUUCACGGCGUAGUAAAGUAAGUUUGGCCCGGUUUGUAUUUGAUCAAAUGAGGUUUAGAAACAUUUUUGCGUGGACAGCGAUGAUGAACGGUUAUUUACGUAAUGGCGCUCCUGAAGAAACCGUACGUCUGUUUCGUGAAAUGCGAAGAGCGAGUGAGGUGGAACCAAAUGAGGUGUUGGUUUUAACUCUUCUCCCUGCUUGUAACUUAACCGCAGGGUUGUUAGGAGUGCAACAAACCCAUGGGCUUUCGGUUAAAAAGGGGUUCGUUAAUCACACGUCUUUAUGCAAUUCGUUAAUCGAUAUGUACUCCAAGAACGGUCUUUUAACCUCUGCGAGAAAAGUUUUUGAUCACGAUUGUCGCUCGAAAGACGCAAUUUCAUGGAGCUGUAUGAUAUCCGCGUGUGGAUUACACGGCAACGGUCAUGAGGCGGUUACUUUGUAUGAUAAAAUGGUUACAAGCGGGAUCAAACCGGAUGCAAUCAGUGUAGUCGGAGUUCUUUCCGCUUGUAGCAAAUCCGGUCUGGUUGAAAAAGGCCUUGAUGUGUAUAGCAAAGCGGUAACUGUUUUCGGGCUUGACCCAACGGUUGAAAUGUGUUCUUGUGUGGUUGACUUGUUGGGACGGUCAGGUCGACUCGAUGAAGCGUUGACUUUCAUAAAGUCAAUGCGUUUAGAGCCCGGACCGAGUGUUUGGGGAGCACUUGUUAGUGGUUGUGUAGAUCCUGCACACUAUGAGACUAAAGUUUUGGGUUAUAAAUCGCUUAUUGAGAUUGAACCUGAAAAUGCGUCCAAUUAUGUAUCGCUUUCUAAUGUUUAUGCAACUUCUAGAAGGUGGGAUUAUGUUGCUGAUAUAAGAAGAGUGAUGAAAGAAAGAAAUUUGAGUAAGGUGCCUGGGUGCAGUUGGAUUACAGUUAACAGUAGAACUCAUAGUUUCUUAGUUGCGGAUAAAGCUCAUCCUGCGUGUGACAAGAUAUAUGAGAUCUUGAGUGAACUCGUUCUAGUGAUGAAGAGACCUUGAUGAGUAAGGGUGUCAAUCGUGUCGGGUGAACUGGCAUAUCUUAUGUCGACCAUUGAGUCAUUAAGAUUUCCUCAUGUUUCUCG
Helianthus annuus (common sunflower) is the source of this 1897-nucleotide messenger RNA. RefSeq names its product pentatricopeptide repeat-containing protein At3g12770. The record is from RefSeq and is a predicted model, not a curated record. Gene Ontology annotation, molecular function: RNA binding; protein binding. The transcript has a single exon. Bases 87 to 1814 code for a protein of 575 amino acids. Gene Ontology annotation, biological process: RNA modification. Lineage: Eukaryota; Viridiplantae; Streptophyta; Magnoliopsida; Asterales; Asteraceae.